UUUUGAAUGAGGAUGAGGGUCUUAAACCCUUCACUGGAACUUUCCGUAAAGCUGAAACUUUUUUCAACGUUAUUUGUGGAAAUAACCAAGAAAACAGACGAUUUAAGGCUUGUGUUCAGACUUUUGUCUCUCCUGGGCUGGGAUUUGUCUCUAAAAACGGGAUUUGGUAGCAGUUAUGCACACGGGUGUUCUCUUGCCUCAUUUCUUAUUUUCCUGUCUAAUCAAAAUCCGCUUUUGGUUCAAGGAUUGGGCCGUACAAGGCCGCGCGCAGUUUACAGCAGCAUAAACACAUUAUGGAUUAAGUGUUAUCCCAACCCGAUAACAUCUACAUAACAGAUGGCCUGGCUGCAUUUAUCACAAGAUGUUUUGAGGACUGUGCUAGGGUUAAUUGAAACAGCAUGGCCUGAAAGGCAGGCCUGCUCAUUUUACUGGUAAAUGCUGCAGAGGAAUCCAGAUGACACUCACAGAAGGGGGGUUAGACCCCCUGGGAUUGUACAGUUUUAUGCACAUUUGUUGAAUUCUUUGGAAUACCUCGGGAUGCAAUUCUUGAGUUUUGUAGCACUUUUUUUUUGAAAGCUUCACAAUCUGUUGUUUAAACUUUAGACACACAUUAACAAUUACACCCAGUGAAGCAGGCAAAACAGCAUGUGGCACAAGUCCCAAAGUCUGACAGCCAUAGGCACAACGCCAACCAUGACGGAAGGCUUCUGCUCCAGAGCUGAUGUCAUCGGAGGCAGAGUUGAAUCUUUUUGUGCUUUCUCUUCCCCAAAAGCCUGACUUUAAACUCCAAAGCUGCAGCUGAAUUGUUCCUUUGACAUGAAUCUGCUCGUCUCACUUGUUGCAGGAACAAAUAUCUGCACAUGGUGUCAAAGAGAAGAAAAACGUUGUGAAGUUUUAGUUGAAUCGAGUGCAAAUGGGAAAGGUUUGCUGGAUCAGAAGGAAUUAAAAUGCAUGAUCCUGCAGCACUGUCCCUCCUGUUUGAGAGAGGAACAGUGGGCGGUCCUACGGCGAGUAUUCUCUGUUUAAAUAGUCAAGUUUCCUCCUUCAGCCCCAGCUCCGUCUAACGCCAUGUUGGCUGUUAUGACUUGACGUGUUUUUACUACGAACUUGACAGGAGUGGCUCCGCGAAACCCCCUCCGUCAACCCCCCCCCCUCCUCCGUCUUGUGUUUUUUUACGUUUUGUUCCGUUUUGUAUCCCGUGCGUAAUUUGGAUGAUACGCGCGGAGCAUGCACGCGUCGUUCAGUCUGCAUCUGAAGGGAUCCUUCUCGGAGUUUUGAUUUGAAAAGGAGUCUGGAACUUGAGUUGUGGUUUUAAAUUUUUUUUAUGUGCAACAAAAUGUCAGAUGUUCGCCUUUCCAACGCGAGCCCGACCGUGGAGCGGGUGGACGCGCGGCAGCCCGAGAACGUUCGCUCAGUGUGCAGGGCGCUGUUCGGUACACCUGACCGGGAGGAGACUCGGAGGUACGCGGCCACCCUGCAGCAGGAAAGCAGGCUGGAUUUUAUGGAGAGAUAUAACUACGAUCCAGUGGCGGACAGACCGCUCUCUCCGGGAAAUUACGAGUGGGAGGAGGACGGCGAAGCACCGGAGUUUUACCGCAGGCCGCCUCACGGGAGCCAGCGGCCCCGGGCGGAGGCUGACUCACCCAGUGAAAACCACCGAGGCAGCGGCGAGGAGGACGACGGGAGGAGGACGGAAUCUGCACAAGGGAGUAACGGUUCACGGAAACGGAGAUCAGACACAGCAGCUUCUUGCUCCGAAGAAUGUUCGACGAAAAGGUCGAAUUCCGAUAGAGGGGAGGAUGAUGAUGACGAGGGCUGCGAAGGAAGUCAAUCUGUAUCGGUCAGCAGGCCUGGGGACAAAGAGGCAGUCCCCUUAAAGCCGGUGCCAGAGCACUGAGACCUGUUGCUGGUGGAGGACUGUAGGCUUUCUCAUCAUCUGACAACAAAGCAGCUUUAUCCUAAAGAUGAAGAGGAGGAGCUGCACUAAAGCACUGAAGAUGUACACUAUUCAAUUUUGGCACUCAUUUUAAUUAUAUUGCCUCAAAAACAGCAGACAAUGUAGCAGUGUGCAAAAAGAAUUUUUGCUCUUUUUUUUUGUUUGUUUAAAAUAUAUCAACUACCUACGUUUGAAAUGUAGCAAACAAGAGAGCAUAUUUUGCUUUCUAUACUUUUUGUUUAUUCUGUGUUUUUGUGAAUUUGACUCGGGGAGUUGCAGUGCAAUUUCCACUAGAGAAAUAUUUGGUAAAAGUGAUCGUAUCGUUAUUCAGGUAAAUAAUGUACUUUUUUAAAAAUGCAGAUUUCUAAAAGUCAGGGUUACAUGUAUACAAAAGUAUCUUCAUUUUUUUUCCAUAUUUCUCCCCAGUGUCAUAUGUCAUAUACAUUAAGUUUUUGAGAGCCUGAAAGCCAAACUGUAAGUUGAGCUGCCAGGAUAGAUAAAGUUUACAGACAAAUCAUGCCUUAAUAUAUCCCCAUUCUUUUCACUAAACCUGUGGGUAAACGAGGGCUGGGAGGGGGUUAGAAGCUGCUGAGCCAUAUUCAUCUAAAUCGAAAACAGUAUUUACAAACCAAUCCUCUAAGAUUUUAUUUUAAACAUGAAAGUUUAUAUUUCAGCGAGGUUUCCAUCAGAGAAAGCAUGCUUUUAUAAAAUAAAUAAACCACUGGGCUUUUUUAUGCAAACAUGUGAAUCAAAGAUUUUUGGGUGGUGUAGAAUUCAUGUAGAACAUGCAAUUGCACUAUUGUUUAUUUCUCCUUUUAGUGUGGUAAAAAAACACACUGAUCACUUUUGUAAAUCAUUGAAGUGUAUUUUUUUUGAUAAACACUGAAGUUUAUACUAAUUUAUUUAUGUUGUGCUUCUUUGUGGUUGCAUGUACAGCUUUCCAAAGCAACAUUAUGUGCUUUUUUCUCCAAACAUAUAUAUAUAUAUAUAUAUAUAUAUAUAUUCGUUUUUAAGACAAAUAAAGUUGCAAAACUGAGCCUUAU
Messenger RNA from Nothobranchius furzeri (turquoise killifish), 2979 nucleotides. RefSeq names its product cyclin-dependent kinase inhibitor 1Ba (gene cdkn1ba). Gene Ontology annotation, molecular function: cyclin-dependent protein serine/threonine kinase inhibitor activity; protein-folding chaperone binding. Gene Ontology annotation, biological process: G1/S transition of mitotic cell cycle; negative regulation of cyclin-dependent protein serine/threonine kinase activity; negative regulation of mitotic cell cycle. NCBI's taxonomy places the organism in Eukaryota, Metazoa, Chordata, Actinopteri, Cyprinodontiformes, Nothobranchiidae. The record is from RefSeq and is a predicted model, not a curated record. Gene Ontology annotation, cellular component: nucleus; cytoplasm.